This is a messenger RNA of Phodopus roborovskii (desert hamster), 1032 nucleotides long. Its product is annotated as melanoma-associated antigen B4. The coding region runs from base 1 to 1032 and encodes 343 amino acids. Gene Ontology annotation, biological process: negative regulation of transcription by RNA polymerase II. Gene Ontology annotation, cellular component: nucleus. Lineage: Eukaryota; Metazoa; Chordata; Mammalia; Rodentia; Cricetidae. The transcript has a single exon. The record is from RefSeq and is a predicted model, not a curated record.
AUGCCUAGGGCCCACAAGAAUAAGGGUCAGAAGAGCAAGGGCCGCUCCCGUGCCAAACAUCAUCGUGCGCAUGGGGACAGCCAAGGGGUUCAACCUUCUGCAGUGGGAAAAUCAGGAUCUCCUCAUGUUGGCCAAGCUAAUUCCCCAAGCUCUUCUAAUGCCCGCACUCCUAAGGGAGCUGCAUGUCUUUCCUCUCCUGAUGCAGGUGUGUCCUGCACAGGCUCUAAUCUAGGUGCUGGUGGUUCUGAUGUUCCUGCUGUUGGUGGAAAGCCACGUGCCUUUCAGGCAGAAGCCUUCAAUCAGCCGAUAUGCAAAGAUGCUCUCACAAAGAAGGCGAGUAUGCUGGUUGAGUUCCUGCUGGAGAAGUUUCAGAAGAGUGAGGAGUUCACAGAUGAUGAUAUGCUGAAGGUUGUCAACAAGAAAUACAAAACACAAUUUUCUGACAUCCUUAGGAAAUCUUCCUCCCGCAUGGAAAUGAUCUUUGGAAUGCGUUUGAAGAAAAUCAAUCCCAAUAGUCAGUCCUAUGCCAUUGUCAGCAAGCUAGGUCUCUCCACUGCUGAAAUUCUAAGUGGCAAGAGGGGUUUGCCAAAGAUGGGUCUACUGAUGACCAUCUUGGGUCUGAUAUUCACAAAAGGCAAUCGUGCUACUGAGGAAGAGGUCUGGAAAUUCCUGAGUGUGUUAGGAGUAUAUGCUGGGCGGAAGCAUUUGAUCUUUGGGGAGCCCCGAAAGCUCAUCACCAAAGAUCUAGUUGAGCAAAAUUACCUUGAGAUGCACAAGAUGUCUGAGGGUAAAUCCUCACGAUAUGAUUUCCUGUGGGGUUCCCGGGCCCAUGUGGAAACCAGCAAAAUGAAAGUCCUAGAGGUUUGGGCUAGGAUCAAUGACACGGUUCCCAGCUUCUUCCCUACUCCAUAUGAAGAAGCUCUUAAAGAUCAAAUGGAGAGAGCAGAGCAGGGAUCUCCAGCAUUGGGUUGCACAGCUGCCAUGGCCAGGGUUCAUCCCAUGAGUGCGGCCUGCAGCUCCUCUCACAAAUAG